This is a messenger RNA of Sorex fumeus (smoky shrew), 2842 nucleotides long. RefSeq names its product exocyst complex component 2 (gene EXOC2). The record is from RefSeq and is a predicted model, not a curated record. Lineage: Eukaryota; Metazoa; Chordata; Mammalia; Eulipotyphla; Soricidae. The coding region runs from base 32 to 2809 and encodes 925 amino acids. The transcript is spliced from 27 exons. Gene Ontology annotation, biological process: exocytosis; Golgi to plasma membrane transport. Gene Ontology annotation, cellular component: exocyst.
GUUACUUCUGUGACUUGGGCCACAAAUCACCAUGUCUCGGUCCCGUCAACCCCCCCUGGUGACGGGCAUUUCUCCCAAUGAAGGAAUCCCAUGGACGAAGGUCACAAUUAGAGGAGAAAACUUGGGGACUGGCCCCAUGGACCUCAUAGGUUUGACAAUCUGUGGCCACAAUUGCCUUCUGACGGCAGAAUGGAUGUCGGCGAGCAAAAUCGUAUGCCGGGUCGGCCAAGCCAAAAACGACAAAGGGGACAUUAUUGUCACAACCAAGUCAGGUGGCAAAGGAACCUCAACCGUGUCUUUCAAGCUCCUCAAGCCCGAAAAAAUAGGUAUUUUGGAUCAGUCGGCAGUAUGGGUUGACGAGAUGAAUUAUUAUGACAUGCGCACCGACAGGAACAAAGGAAUUAGCCCCUUGUCCCUCCGUCCUGCAAACCCACUUGGCAUCGAUAUCGAAAAGAGUAAAUUUCCCCAGAAGGACUUGGAAACGCUGUUCCCAGGAAUGAGUGCGGAUUUCACCAGUGAGAAUUUCUCAGCUGCCUGGUACCUGAUAGAGAAUCAUUCCAAUACGAGUUUUGAGCAGCUGAAAAUGGCAGUCAGCAACCUGAAGAGACAGGCCAACAAGAAGAGCGAAGGCAGCCUGGCCUACGUCAAAGGGGGUCUCAGCACGUUCUUCGAGGCUCAGGACGCGCUGUCAGCCAUCCAUCAAAAACUAGAAGCGGAUGGAACGGAAAAAGUCGAAGGAUCCAUGACGCAAAAACUGGAGAAUGUUCUCAACAGAGCAAGUACCACUGCCGACACGUUGUUUCAAGAAGUUUUAGGUCGAAAGGACAAAGCAGAUUCCACUAGAAAUGCACUUAACGUGCUUCAGCGAUUCAAGUUUCUCUUCAACCUUCCCCUAAAUAUUGAAAGGAAUAUUCAAAAGGGUGAUUAUGAUGUGGUUAUUAAUGACUAUGAAAAGGCCAAGUCCCUGUUCGGGAAGACGGAGGUGCACGUUUUCAAGAAAUACUACGCCGAGGUGGAAACCCGGAUUGACGCCCUACGCCAGCUGCUCCUGGACAAGCUGCUGGAGACGCCGUCCACCUUGCACGACCAGAAGCACUAUAUACGGUACCUGUCGGACCUGCACGCGCCCGGCGACCCUGCGUGGCAGUGCAUCGGGGCCCAGCACCGCUGGAUCCUGAAGCUUAUGCACAGCUGCAAAGAGAACUACGUCCAGGACCUGAAAGGCAAGACCCCCGGCCUCCACAGCCCCCUGCUGGACCUUGAAGGUGACAUGCGCCCCGGUUCCUCCGUGCUGAGCCACCUGAGCCAGACGGCGUCUCUCAAGAGGGGGAGCAGCUUCCAGUCCGGCCGCGACGACACGUGGCGGUACAAGACUCCCCAUCGGGUCGCGUUCGUCGAAAAAUUGACCAAGCUUGUCUUGAGCCAGCUGCCCAGCUUCUGGAAGCUUUGGAUCUCCUACGUGAAUGGGAGCCUUUUCAGCGAGACCGCUGAGAAAUCAGGCCAGAUGGAAAGAUCCAAGAAUGUAAGGCAGAGACAAAAUGAUUUUAAGAAAAUGAUUCAGGAAGUGAUGCAGUGCCUCGUGAAGCUCGUCCGCGGGGCUCUGCUCCCCCUCAGCAUCCCAGAAGGCGGCCUGAGGCAGUACGGGGGCUGGGAGGUGAAGGCUGAGCUCUCGGGACAGUGGCUGGCGCACGUCAUCCAGACCCUGAGGCUCACGUACGAAUCCCUCUCCGCCCUGGAGAUUCCUAACGACAUGCUCCAGACCGUCCAGGACCUCAUCUUGGACCUCCGAGUGCGCUGUGUGAUGGUCACGUUGGAACACACGGCGGAAGAAGUAAAGAGAUUAGCAGAAAAGGAAGAUUGGGUUGUCGAUAACGAAGGCCUGACUUCUCUACCGUACCAGUUUGAACAGUGCAUCGUCCAUGCUCUGCAGUCUCUGAAGAGCGUCCUGGACUGCAAGCCCGGAGAAGCCAGCGUGUUCCAGCAGCCCCAGACCCAGGAGGAUGUCUGCCAACUAAGCAUCACGAUCAUGCAGGUUUUUAUCUGCUGUUUGGAACAGUUGAGCACCAAACCUGAUGCGGAUAUAGACACCUCACAUCUUUCUGUUGAUGUUUCGUCCCCUGAUUUGUUUGGGAGUGUCCAUGAAGACUUCAGCUUGACGUCCGAACAGCGACUUCUGAUCGUCCUCAGCAACUGCUGCCGCCUGGAGCGACAUACUUUCCUGAACAUCGCCGACCACUUCGAGAAGCACAACUUCCAGGGCGCAGAGAGAAUCACGCAGGUCAGCAUGGCCUCCCUGAAGGAACUCGACCAGAAACUCUUUGAAAAUUACAUCGAGCUGAAAGCGGACCCCAUCGUCGGCUCCCUGGAGCCCGGGAUCUACGCUGGCUACUUCGACUGGAAGGACUGUCCCCCGCCGACCGGUGUCAGAAACUAUUUAAAAGAAGCACUGGUGAAUAUAAUUGCUGUGCACGCAGAGGUGUUCACCAUCUCCAAAGAAUUGGUGCCCCGGGUGCUGUCCAGAGUGGUGGAGACUGUGUCGGAAGAGCUCAGCCGCCUGAUGCAGUGUGUGUCGUCCUUCAGCAGAAACGGGGCGUUGCAGGCCAGGCUGGAGAUCUGCGCUCUGCGGGACACUGUGGCCGUGCACCUGACCCCCGACAGCAGGUCCAGCUUCAAGCAGGCGUUGGAAGCCCUGCCCCAGCUCUCCAGCGGCGCCGACAAAAAGCUGCUGGAGCAGCUACUCAACAGGUUCAAGAGCACCAUGCAGCUCCAGCUCGCCUGCUUCCAGGCCGCCGCCACCCUCAAGACCUGAGAGACCCGGCCGGGGGCCGCCAGUGCACAGUGA